AUGUCUCGGGCGGCAGAAAGGCUCAGAUUGCUGAUCAAUCAUCUCGAUCGAUCACCAGAUGUGAUUGUAUCCUUUGUUUUUGUCUAGUUUCUCUCAUCGGGGCUCCAUACAGCGGCUCACUGGCUGAUCCGCUAACCGACGGCUGCACUCUCCGCGGCGGACGGCUCUCGUGGGGUAGGCCGGGGUCCAGCGGUUAAUAACAGGCCUUAAAGAAAGUGGGGAGAAAUGCGGUUACUGUCUCGUAUUUUGUUCUACAAAUAUCUAAUUUGAGAUAAUAACUUACCUGAAUUCAUAGGUGUAACAUUAGUAUGACCGUUAUUUUGAAGCAACGUCACCGUCGCCAUUGUUUACGUGUCGUAGACUAUCUGGUAUGUAGGUAAGUCAACGUUGAGGGUUCAAGCACAGUGAGGUAGUGAGGAAGGAGUGUGGUAGAAACUUAAAAAAAUACAUGUAUGACUGCAGAAAUGUCAUAAAAUAUGUAAGCAUGCAAGUUUUUGAGUAGGUUAAGUCAGGUAGAGUGAACUAGCCUGCAUAUAAACCCUAAAACACUGCCGGUAAAGUUAGUAACACCAUUACUAUCGCCAGGUGAUGUUUACCCAAGAAAAAGUCCUUUUCAUCAAAAUAGGACAAUUCAUGACAAAUUAAAGUAGUUUUAUUUUUAACUGUGCAAAGUCCAAAGGGAGGGAAAAAGUGCCAGGAGGGGACCAUAUAAAAAUGCAACAAAAUAACUGAAACUAGACAUUCAUGAACAAAAAGUUCCUGAAGAUAUUAAUAUAUAAACUGUAAACUUAGUUUCUUUUCCACCCAUUCCUGGGGCAUGUGAGUCUUCCCUGGUGAAGACUCAGGGUCCUUGGCACAAUAACAGCUGCAGGAGAGAGAACCAAAAUAUGGCAGAUUUUGAGUGAGUCAAAAUGACCAGCUGACUAAAAUAUUUCUUAUCACCAUAUGAAUUCCCUAGAAAUACCUACUUUGUGAUAGUUAUUCCAGGACCACUCUUACUGACCUUAUUCCCUACAUGCAGCUAUCAAAUCCAUCCAAACUUGCUUUACCCUCUAUUGCUACUGCCGGGUGAAAAUCACCUGAACAUGUGCCUGUAGGAAAAAGCAGGUUUUGGAUCAGGGAAAUAAAUAUGCCUUCAAAGAUGUCAAAGGCGAUGCUGAAGCUACUCAGGGACCCAUGAUACUCAGACAAACGCAACAUAAUGAAAAUCACGUAAACAUGUUUGGUCGGGUGAAAAUCACCCGGCGAUAGUUAUUAUUAGUGUUGUCUUGUUUCCUUGACUGUUUCCUUCAGAAAGCUGCACAAACCUCCGCUCAAACUGUCACCUACAGUCACUCUCCAAAGCUGAGGUAAGAGCACACCUUUGUUUCAGUUGACUAUUCCAACCAUGACAGCACUUGGCAGAGUUCACAGUCGCCCCAGGCUGUUUUUUUUUUUUUUGACAUUUACACAGUCCAUAUCAAUUAUUCACCUUUAGCACAGUUUCACCGGGGCCACCUUUGAUUGUGUCUGCAAUGGCCCACUUUUCUGCUGAGUACAUAUGUACCAAUGCAAGAGCAGCUGAUGCAUUUAGUUUCACUGGUGCAGAAGACAAGUCCUGUCCAAAAGCUUAUUUAAUCGCACUUCAUGACUCACGCUAUCUGCUGUGCUGUUUUUAAGACCAAAGUUCAAAGAUAACGAGAACAUGUCCAGUUUGCUAUCACCAUAUUGAGGUCAUAAGUCCUUUUUUCUUGAAUGUACUGUAAACCCAGUUCACCAUUCACAUGCACACUGACUAUGAAUAAUUUCCAUUGCAGAUUGAACAUUUGAUUUUGUUGUCUCUUCUUUUGGUAGAUACACUGUUGAUACCGCUGACCUGCUGACCCCAGAGCAGCGUCUCUCCUAUGAAAAAAAUGGCUUUCUCCUCAUCAAGAAUCUGGUGUCUGAAGAGGACAUCAAGAGAUUCAAGUGAGUAUCAGGAACUCUGACCACUGCAGAAGAGAAAGAAAUUGGACUCAGUGUAGAAAAUAUGAUAUAAAAUAAUCAAGAUGUUGUUGAGAACUAAAAUAUCAGCACCAUUCUUUACUGUUUCUUGUCCACAGGCAGGAGUUUGAAAGAAUUUCUCGACAGGAGGUGAAGGUUCCAGGUCUGAUUGUAAUGAAGGACGUAGCAAUUGUCAAAUCAGAGUUUGUUCCCGAUCAGAGAGCAGUCUCCAAACUCCAGGACUUUCAGGAAGAUCCUGAACUGUUUCGGUACUGCGCUCUACCAGAGGUACGCCACAUACUGACAACCUUUUGGCUUAAUAUCCUAAUUUAUAAGUUCUUUCAAUUAAUAACAGGUGUUUUGUGAGUAUGACCCUCAUGGCGUUGGCGCCCUCUAGUAAAACUAUCAAAAACAACAGUUUGAAACUGGGGACAUGGAUCUGACCACUGAACUAACUCAUGCAAACAACUUGAUACAAAAUCAGCAACAGAGUUUUGAGUGACAUAAGUAUAAAAAGCUGUUCAGUCCAAGCUUGUACCUUUCUGUUACAGAUUCUGAAGUAUGUGGAGUGUUUUACUGGGCCCAACAUCAUGGCCAUGCACACGAUGCUGAUCAACAAGCCCCCGGAUGCAGGUAUGGUACUAUUUAGCCACAACAAUAAACUGGCAAUUUCAUUACAAGAGAGAGAGUCAAGGCUCCUUGAAUUUGGGUCCAUUUCCUACCUUCAAAGGAAAGGAGGGGGGAACUUAAUACACAGUUUCGAGUUGUUCAGCUGAGCUACAGAUGGCAGGCAAAGCGCAAAUAAACAGAGAAAGGAAGACAGUGGAGAGGAUACUGAGCUCGCAAAUCCGGGUGUAAACAACCAUAGAAUUAAAAUGCUGAAGAAAAUCAGCUUUCAAGUAGUUUAUGCAAAAGAAAAUGCAGUCAUAACACAUUUUAGGGCUUAAGGAUAAACAAUACAUAUUGUUAAUGUAAAUGGAAACAUAGCUUUGCGAACCUGCCCCGUUUCAGAUGAGGAAGACAACGAUGUUCCUCUAAAAGCUGUGGUCAGGUAUUUUGGGACACUUGUUAAGACUCCUGUCAUUUCAGGUAAAAAGACCUCUCGUCACCCGAUGCAUCAGGACCUGCAUUACUUCCCCUUCCGCCCAGCUGACAGGAUCGUCUGCUCCUGGACAGCAAUGGAGAAAGUGAACAGGCAGAACGGCUGCCUGGUUGUCCUGCCGGGAUCACACACUGGUACCCUGCAGGAGCACGACUACCCCGAGUGGGAGGUAUGAAUACCACUUGAAUGAUUGCUCCUCUUGCUGGCAGGUUCACUUUUACAGUAAACAAACUUUCUCAUGUGUCCUCAGGGUGGUGUGAACAAGAUGUACCAUGGAGUGCGUGGAUAUGACCCGGAGCACCCAAGAGUGCACCUGGAGAUGGAGAAGGGUGACACCGUCUUCUUCCAUCCUCUGCUGAUCCACGGCUCUGGCAUGAACCAGACAAACGGCUUUCGCAAGGUACUACACUACCCAUAAGACAGCUGGUGCUACAGCUCACACAAACUGGUCUCAUACUAUAUUAAAGUCCACUGUUUGACAUCAUGAAGGCAUUUGUUGGGGAAAAAGUGACAUUUACAGCACAUAAGUUUAUAAAUUAGAAAAAUAGUCUGUAAAAUUGUGUGUGUUCUCUCCAGGCCAUCUCCUGCCACUAUGCCAGUGCUGACUGCUACUACAUCAGUGUAAGGGGAACAACUCAGGAAAACAUCGAGAAAGAAGUGAAGGAGAUAGCAAGCAGGAAGUAUAACAUGGAGCAAAUUUCCUUCGAGGUAAGACUUUUACAUUAAUAAUUUUUUGGAAAUAUUACAAAAUAUUAUACAACAAAGAUACAUACAUAAAAACUUGACUUAAACAGGGCAUUUAAGUCCAAAGACUAAAGGUCCUUUCACACCGGGACCGUUUUUAUGGUGCGAUUAUUUCGGACGUCAGUAUUUUUUUUCGAACCCGUAUCCUGUCAAUACAAGCGUUGACAUCAGCAAUGUUUUCCCAUCCUGCAAUAUUGCGGCAUUUAUUUUUUCAGAUCAUGGUCGAUUUUUCUAAAGUUUUGCAUACUGUGUGUCCACUUCUGACCAAUCAGAUUGCGUGUUGUUGCGACGUCAUAUUCACCGGUACAUCCAACGUGGCCGACCGGCUGAUUGUUUACGUGUCGGAGAACAGAGUGCUUUUUGAUAAAAGAUACAAAUAUUACAAAGAUAACGACCUGAAGGACAACUUGUGGAGAGUCAUAGCGUCGGAUCUUUCAUAUGACGAUAGUUUGUGUGCUUUAACAGUUUGCUAAACGUCUUUGUUUUAACUUUAAUCUGUGCUAACGUAAGCUAACGGUUGUUACCAUCGUUUCAUGUGCUUAUCUUAUCGCCUCUGAUUGGCUAUGAGAGCUGACUGUUUGGCUUGAGCGUGUGAUGAAGUGUCCAGCUUUUCUAGCCAAUCAGAGGCGAAGGAGGCGGGACUUACCCCAGGAAAAGUCUUCCCCCUGGAUGCGUCUUUUCCCCGCCAGAAAGUCGCAAAAUCACAUCGGGCUUGAUGUGUAUAGUCAGGCGCGUCAAAAUUCACCUCAGAAUAUUUUCGGAAUUUCGCGUUCUAUAUUCUAGGGGUGUGAAUCUCAGCACUGAGGACGAUUCGAUACGCAUCUCGAUGCACUGCCAGCGAUACGAUACUUUAACGAUACAUGGAAUUUUCUGGCGAUACGAUGCGAUACGAUUCACCCUCUUCACGAUGCGAUACGAUACGAUAAUCAUUUAGUUCAAAUCAAUGCGAUCCGAUACGAUAUGAUGCAAUUUGUUGCGAUAUGAUGCAAUUCAACAUGAUGCAAAUAAGCAAAGAAAAAAAAGAAAUAAAAAUAAAAGAUGGAAUUCAGUAUGGUACUACAAAAAUGAUUUGGCUUUAUUCCUUAAAGGCACUUGGCAGUAAAUUCAACAAAAGUGCUUUUUGUCUUUUUUCUAUGCUCCUUUGGGUUCCAUUUUGUACAGUUACACAGAUUAGACAGACCUCCUGCAACUGUUAAGGAAUCUGAAUUCUGAAUUCCAACCCCAACCCUACAUUACACAAGUGCUCUAUACUUGUUGGGUAAUAUUACAGUACACAUUAUUAAACAACUAAUGCACUGCCUAACAUGGUGCAAAUAAACCAUUCAAUGGCCAUACUACUGUCUGCCAAACCAAUGUGCUAGAGUUGACUUUCUAACUGGCCACAAAAUCAGUGAUUUGAGUGAGUUCUGCAAUAAUAAGAGUAAAACAAUUACACAAUAAUUACUGCUGUAAAAAGUACAGUAAACAGCAACAACAAAACACUCUCAGUGAGUAACCUAAAGUGACACUUUCAACAGUGCAAUCAAUGUUAAGGGAGGGGAGGUGGCGUUAGACUUGUCGGUGAUGUGGUGUACUCUUUUUAAGUGGGUCUGCAUGUUUGUCGUGCUGCCGUUGUACGGCUUCUUAACGCGGCAUUCUUUGCAAAUGACGGACGUUUUGUCGAGCUUUCCGUCUUUCUUUGCAAAUCCGUAGUGUUUCCAAACAUAUGAUUUAAACGUAGCGGGUGCAUUACAUAUAAACUCUUCCUCGCUGCUGCUCACUUGAAUGUGGUCCGUGCUGUUUUACUAGUAGUGCAUUGUAUGUCCCUCACGGCUUCCGUCCGUAUUCAAUACAAAACGCGAAAUAAUGAUGGUGCAUUCAAUGCGCCUGGGGAACAGCAGAUGGGGUGAGGUUUAACAUGAAUAAAACGGCGCUUGCAUCAGAUUUUACCGAUACCCACCAACGCAUCUAGAUGAAUCUAGAUUUAACCCGUCAAUUGCAUCGAUACCCAGUGAAUGAGCCGACGCAGCCGCAUCGCGCACAUGCGCAUCGAUGCAUCGAUUAAUUUAGAUUAUUUUCCACACCCUUACUAUAUUCGCGUCGGCCCCAGUGUGUAAGGACCUUUAGACCAAUUUGAAAACAGCUGCCAUUUACACUUCAAAAUGUUGUGUAGUUUGAAAUGAUGGAGACACACAGUUGUUAAAAAAUGAAAGAAUUGUGAGAAUAUUUAUCAUGACCUUCUCUUUUUAGCUUUAAAUCCUUAACUACUUGAAUGUAUCACAGAAAAAAAUCAAUGCCAGUUUCUUGAAAAGUUUAACCUCUGCUGUUGUUGGACCCUUCAAGUACAUACUCUAAAGCUUAAAGCAAUGAGAGAGCCGGGAAAAGCACUCAGCGCUUAAAGAAUCGAGUAAAAGCCAGACACCAACUAUGUAUUAUGUGGCAGCAGGUGACUUGUUUGUCCUCCACCGAGCCAGAGUGUGCAUUUGUGUAGUUGUAUUUGUGUAAUACAAUUGCAGUGAGCCGCAUGAUAACAACAGGAUAAAGUGCAAUCAAUAACAGCAACAGUAAAGAGCACUUGGAGGAGGAUUUUCCCUUAAUAGACUGCUAAGUACACCAUUUACACGCACAAACAUCUGAGUGGCUUUACAAUCACUGUUAGCAGAGGAUCUAUUUAUACAAUGGUCAAAUCACAGCUGCAUGUCAGGUCUGUAGUUAGGUAGCGAGAACAACAUGACAAAUUGACGUCUUGUUCAUGUUUUCUAGCUGUAAGAAGAAUAAAAUCCAUCAUUAUUCGUUUGUGUCAAGAGCCGCAGUCGGUCUGCGGUCAGCCUCUGCAAAGCAAAGCUGUAGCAGAGAGAUAGACCCAUGAAGGGGUGUUAGUUGUUAUGCAUAUCACAGAAAUUGAUCUCACCGAGUGUGAUAAUAGUGUGCUGCAUAUUUAGAACUGAAUUAAAUGUAGUUUGGCUUACUAGCUGUAAACAGUAAUAACACUUUGAAAGGAAGUUUUGGGAGAAGAUGCUCCGCUGUUGUGGUAAGGGUUUAAAAUUAGCAGGAGAGAAAGCAACACGUGUAGUUCUUACCAUUUACAACUCAUCAUUUAACCGUCUUAUCAGCACAAGGACGCUGGACUAAAUUCAGAAAUCUCUCUGAAUCUUUGUCUUUGUAUGAUUCUGUUUCUUCCUGCAGGAUACCUGGGCUUUCAGAGGCCGCUUGGUGCAAGGAGAGAGGACUUCACUUUGA
Messenger RNA from Xyrichtys novacula (pearly razorfish), 7027 nucleotides. Lineage: Eukaryota; Metazoa; Chordata; Actinopteri; Labriformes; Labridae. The record is from the annotation of a GenBank genome assembly.